Messenger RNA from Colletotrichum chrysophilum, 777 nucleotides. RefSeq lists its product as uncharacterized. Gene Ontology annotation, biological process: glycerol catabolic process; glycolytic process; gluconeogenesis. The coding region runs from base 1 to 777 and encodes 258 amino acids. The transcript has a single exon. Gene Ontology annotation, molecular function: triose-phosphate isomerase activity. Gene Ontology annotation, cellular component: cytosol. The record is from RefSeq and is a predicted model, not a curated record. Lineage: Eukaryota; Fungi; Ascomycota; Sordariomycetes; Glomerellales; Glomerellaceae.
AUGGCUGCAUCACCACAACGGAGGCUGAUUGGCCUCUCAACUAAGGCAUACUUCCCUCUCCAACGGACCAUCGACUUCACCAAAGAAGUGCAAUCUCAGCUCAGCUCUCUUCCAGCAAAUACCUUCGAAAAUGUCGACAUAUUUCUCAUCCCCGAUUUUGUCUCCAUAUACCCUGUCAGCCAGCUACUAAAGUUCUCUACCGUGCCGAUCCGGCUUGGCGCACAGGACUGCCACUGGGAAGACUUUGGCGCAUACACCGGAGAGGUCAGCCCCUCGGUGCUGAGCGAGGCCGGGGUGUCAAUAGUCGAGGUUGGACAUGCAGAGAGAAGGAGGAUAUUUGGCGAAGACGAUCAGAUCACCGCCAAAAAGGCAGCGGCCGCGAGCAGAAAUGGCAUGGCCCCGCUGAUUUGCAUCGGCGAGAAGACGAGGGGAGACGUGCAAGUUGCACUUGAUGAGUGCCAAACUCAAGUUGACCAAGCCUUGGCUGAUAUCCCUGAUUCUGCGGAAGUCAUCAUCGCAUACGAGCCGGUCUGGGCUAUCGGUGCUGACCAACCUGCCAGCGAGGACCACGUCAUCUCUGUGGUGAAAGGCAUCAGAUCAUAUGAGAGCAUGAAGAAAAGGACAGGAUCUACUAGAGUGAUUUAUGGUGGCAGUGCUGGACCUGGGCUUUUUGAGAAACUUGGAGAGGCUGUGGAUGGCUUGUUCCUCGGCAGGUUCGGGCAUGAUGCUACUCGAUUCAUGAAGACGAUAUCAGAGGUCGCCAGCUUCAAAGCAUGA